Molecule: messenger RNA, 3824 nt
Organism: Drosophila nasuta
Lineage: Eukaryota; Metazoa; Arthropoda; Insecta; Diptera; Drosophilidae
Exons: 5
Coding region: 612-3731 (1039 amino acids)
Biological process (GO): positive regulation of transcription by RNA polymerase II
Cellular component (GO): RNA polymerase II transcription regulator complex
Molecular function (GO): transcription coactivator activity
Source: RefSeq, a predicted model, not a curated record
UGCGACUUGUACCAGGAGUUGGAGUUGAAGUUGAAGUUGGACACAGAUUUCCUUGCGGCAACGCACAACGUUGCGUUUGAUGUUGACGUUGUCGUUGCCGUUGCCGUUGCUGGGCAGAUUGUCAAACAACUUGACUUAAAGGCAAGUUAACGAGCGAUGUUGGCUGCUCGCCUCAUCAUCAUCAUCGUGGUGAUUAUCAUCAACAGCGUACUCAUUGCAAUGAACGACAACUUCAUCAUGGUAGCCGCGCUGUCAUCAGCAUCAGAGCAUCAACACACGACGCCUCGAAAAAGCCAUCAAAAGCGUUGGAGGAACGUAAAAUGCAACAAGAAAUGGAGAAAUGCAGUAACCUCAACACUCAACACUCUAGGAACAACGAAACGCCAAUGCGCUCUGUGCAUCAGAUGCGAUGGUGAGAUGAGAGACUGAAACUAAAACUGAGGCUGAACCAAUUAUGGAAUCGCAAAGCCCAACAAACCAAAGACCCGCCACCAACUGCCACCAUGACUGAGGUUGAUACUGAAACUGAGAGAUCGAGAUCAAGACGCAGAGAUGUAGAUGGCGCUUGCGAUUUGGACAAUGUCCAAAAGCUGGUGGCGUUUCAACUAUAAAUGCGCGACGCAUCUCUUGGACAGUUAUCAGUUUUACGGUUUCGUUCGUUUGGUUUACCACGCGCAUCUGUAACUCCACUCAAGAUGAAAUCCAUUGUUUGUGCCGUCGUUGUCGCCGUUGCCCUUGUGGGAUUGGCUCAAGCUCGUCCGCAGGCGUUUGGCAAUCGCUACUUGCCACCUCUGCCCAUCAAGGAUGUGACCACCCACAAUAUUCAGACGAUCUUCCAGCAGCCCCAGCAGCAGCCAAUUGCUCAGGUUGAAUCGAUCCGUCCAUCGAUCUCGUUGGGCAGCUUCUCGAUUCAAUCGGGUGGUCAGACAACCACAACCAUUCAGCAAUCGCCUGCUCCAGUUUCGGUUUCUGCUCCUGCUCCUGCUCCGAUCACCUAUGAGGCACCCACUCCCAUUGUGGCCGUCCAGACGCCUGUCAAGAACACCUACUUGCCACCCGUGUCCGUUCCAGCUCCCGCUCCCGUAGUGACUGUGCAGGAAACCGCACCAGUUGUUGUUGAGCAAACCUACACCGCACCAGCUCCAGUGGUUCAGCAGCAGACUUACUCUGCACCUGCUCCAGCUCCAGUUCCAGUUGCAGCUCCCGCACCAGUUGUCCAGGAGAGCUAUGUUGCCCCCGCUCCAGUGGUUCAGCAGCAGACAUACUCGGCUCCAGCUCCCGCUCCAGUGGUUCAGCAGCAGACUUACUCCACCCCAGUGGUUCAGACCACCACCCAGGUUGUCCAGGAGAGCUACUCUGCUCCAGCUCCCGCUCCAGUGGUUCAACAGACUUACUCUGCUCCCGCUCCUGUGGUUCAACAGACCUACUCUGCUCCCGCUCCUGUGGUUCAAGAGACUUACACUGUGAAUGCCCCUGCUCCAGUUGUUCAGCAAACCUACUCCGCUCCCGCUCCAGUGGUUCAACAGACAUACUCGGCUCCAGCUCCUGCUCCUGCUCCCGCUCCUGUGGUUCAAGAGACCUACACUGUGAACGCUCCUGCUCCAGUGGUUCAGCAAACCUAUUCCGCUCCAGCUCCCGCUCCUGUGGUGCAGGAGAGCUACUCUUACCCUGCACCCACCCAGGUGGUUCAGGAACAAAUCACCGUCCAGGCUCCCGCUCCAGCUCCAGUUGUGCAGCAAACCUACACCGCUCCAGCCCCCGUUGUUCAGGAGAUCCAAACAGUUCAGGCUCCUGCUCCUGUGGUUCAGCAGACCUACACAGCUCCCGCUCCAGUGGUUCAGGAAACUCAAGUGAUUUCAGCUCCAGCUCCAGUUGUCCAGGAAACCUACUCUGCUCCAGCUCCCGCUCCAGUGGUGCAACAGACCUACACUGCUCCAGUUGUCCAGGAAACCUACUCUGCUCCAGCUCCUGCUCCAGUGGUACAACAGACGACCUACACAGCUUCUGCUCCAGUGGUUCAACAGACGACUUACACAGCUCCUGCUCCAGUUGUUCAACAGACGACGACCUACUCAGCUCCCGCUCCAGUUGUUCAACAGACUUACACAGCGCCCGCUCCCAUCGUCCAGGAGACCAUUCAACAGGCUGCUCCAGUUGCCCAAUACAGCGGCUACAACUACCAAGCACCCGCUCCAAUUGUGCAGCAAACUACCACUACCUAUAGCGCCCCCGAGAUAGUGUCUGUUCCCGCUCCAGCUCCCGCACCUGUUGCCGCUCCCGUUGAGAUCCAGACUCAACAGCAGGUCAUCACCACCACAACACAAGCUCAGGCUCAGGUUCAAGCCGCUCCAGCUCCAGAGCCAGUUCCCGCACCAGCUCCGGUUCCAGUGUUGCAGCAAUCCUUUGUGCCUGCUCCUCCAGCUCAACCCAUUGUGCAGCAGUACAGCAGCCCGGCUCCAGCACCCAUUGCUCCCCAGCAGAUUUUCCAGCAGUUCACCCCUACUUAUAGCUACACCCAACCCGCUGUUCAGCAGCAACAGCAGCAGAUCACCUACACUCAGUCCGCUCCUGCUCCUGCUCCCGCUCCUGCCCCCGUCUCCAUUCCCGCUCCUGUUGUGCAGAAAACCGAGAUCAUUCAGCAAGCCGCUCCAGCACCAGCUCCACUUCCCAAUGCGGUUUCGGCACCAGCCACCACCUCAGUGAUCAGCAGCACGGCCACAGCCACGUCCAGCGGCAGCCAGAUUGGCACCAACUACGGCUCCAACGGCGGCUACAAAUUCUUCGCCAUCGUUUCGUUCGCCCUCGUGGCUCUGGUUGCCGGUGAUGUCGCCCAUUUGAGCAAGACUUAUCUGCCUCCUCGUCAGGUUGCUGCUGCCACCUACACCGCACCCGUGGUCAGUGCCGCUCCCGCUCCCGCUCCCUCCUUCGUAGCCAGCCAGCAAUAUGUUGCUCCAGCUGCCAGCUACCAGAGCACAUCUUUUGCCGCUCCAGCUCCUGCUGUUGAGAGCUUCGCCAGCGAGUCUUCCUAUGUCGCUCCUGCUGCCACCCAGACUGUCUCCUACACCGCUCCAGUGGCCAAGACUUAUGCCGCCCCCGCUGCCGCUAGCUUCGAGUCGUCAUACGUAGCUCCAGCUGCCACCCAGACUGUCUCCUACACUGCUCCAGCUGCCAAGACUUAUGCUGCUGCUCCCGCUGCCAGCUUCGAGUCCUCGUAUGUUGCCCCAGCUGCUACACAGACCGUGUCCUACACUGCUCCAGCUGCCAAGACCUAUGCCGCCGCUCCUGCUGCUAGCUUCGAGUCCUCGUAUGUUGCCCCAGCUGCCUCCCAGACUGUUGCCUACACCGCUCCAGUUGCCACCUUCGCCGCCAAGUCUUAUGCUGCUCCUGCUGCCAGCUUCGCCAGCGAGUCCUCAUACGUUGCCCCUGCUGCCACCCAGACCGUCUCAUACACAGCUCCCGCUGCCAAGACCUAUGCCGCACCUGCUGCCAGCUUCGAGUCCUCAUAUCUUGCCCCAGCUGCCACCCAGACUGUGUCAUACACUGCCCCAGCCGCAGCCACCUUCAAGGCCACCACUUAUGAGGCUCCUGCUGCUGCCACCUUCACCAGCGAGUCCUAUGCCGCUCCAGCUCCAGUUGCCGCUGCCUCCUACACAGCUCCUUCAUACUCCAGCUCUGGCAUCGACACCGUUUACGGAUCCAACGGUGGCUACGUCUAUGCCAGACGUCGUUAAGUUAUCAGCAACGCGAUAGAAACACAUUUUUUUUUUAAUUGCUAACGAAUAAAACCCCAAUUGUUGUAUAAACAAAAUUUACCAAGUUUUCAA